CACCUCGUCGCCCUCUUCCCUUUGCCCGCUCCUUCUCAGACUCGAAUGUCAGCCGUCUGUACGACAGCAAAGGGACCGAGACACCUGUCGGACAGAGAAAGGCUUUCCUCUGCUCACACCAGCCACACUCCAAAGGACAUACUAGUCGUAGACUCUCGACUGAGCUUGGUGGACAUUUCUCUGCUGGAUAUAAAGUGAAAGCAGGUGACUUGUAGAGAUAAAAAAUCAAAGAAGAGAGAGACAGCGCUAGAACAAACAUGUCAAAAGUGGGGGAAAAAGAAUCUGUGUUCCGUACCACCAAAGUGCGGACCAAGCUGAAGGGAGACGGCAGCUGGUUGCAGUGCCGCAGUGAGGUUGAGGAAGAAACCAACAAGGAGAAACCAUGGUUGGCAGAAGUAAGGGCCAGCCGUUUGAACGGAGCCCCUGUUGAGACCAGUCCAGUGUCGUCACCCACAACAUCCACUCCGCCACCCACGAAGUCUGACACUGAGGGAGCACCGUCGUCAGGAUUUCUGAUCAGAGGUAUUUUCACUAAACUAGACAAGCCUGCUUCAUCCUCAACUACUAACGGCGCUAGUCGACCAACGACACAAUUCACCAAAAAACCAUCAGAAAGCUACAAGAAAAUAGCCCCCUACACUGUGAGGACUACUCUAAAAAACCAGGAGGAGCAGCUUAGCAACGAGGAGCAGGAGAAACGGACGGAGGCAGCCAUGAGUGUUCUGAACAAAUCUGCAGUCAGGCAACGGUCUUAUGUGCUUUCUGCUGCUAAGAAAUUUGAGUCUCAAGAAACGUCGCCAGACACCUCUUUGGUCAGCAGCAAUCCAUCAUUCGUGGCUAGAAGGGUGGAGAUUACUGAUGAUGAUGAGAGCGCUGCAAAACCUGCACCUGCCAGCUCUCUUCCCCCCUCCCCCGUCGUGCCCGUCACAUCUGUCGCCUCCACGCCUGAGCCCAAACCACAGAAUUUAGUCGACACCAGUGUUCAGACAGCUGUUGAUGUCGUUGUUAAUGAGCCGGUGGCACCAAAGGUGGAGGAGCCUGCCCCGGAGCCGGUGAAGGAUGACCCCCCUCCAGUGUCUGUUCCUGUAAAGGACCCAUUCGAAGACAUGAAACCAGGAUGCACCAAGGUGGACACUCCUCUCCCCGUACUCAUCCCACAGUUUGUUCAAGCAGUCUGUAAAGAGCCAGAACCCAAGGAUUCAGACAUUUCUGGGCUGGUUGACACCCCUCUGGUCGACCUCGCCCCAGCGUCACCAACCCCAACAUCACCUACUCCAGAAGCCCCUGCCCCGGCUUCACCUGUCCCUCUGUCACCUGCCCCAGUGUCUGCUGUAACAGAGCUCACAGUGAAGACUGAACCAGAACCAGAAAUUGAAUGGGAACAAUCUCCAAAGCCAAGCUCCACUGUUGACACCCUCACCACUUUGUCCGACACUCUCAUUUCUUUCGACUCAAAUUCAACCAGCUUUAAGGAUGAUGAGCCAGUGCUGGCAGAAGAAAAAGCAGGCUCAGCGGAGAGUCGUACCACAGAGAACGGUGUUGAACAGGAGCCAGCUCCAGAGAUCAGCAACUGUGUACCAAUGACAGAUGAUCUGCUGGCUCUCACUGAGGGUCCAGAGGAGUCUGCAGACCCCGUCCCCCCCAGUCCAGGACGCUGGAGUCAGGAUCUGCUUAGCGGACUAGACAGUGAGUCAAACCCAGCAAAGACCAGUGGCACCCUGGAUCUCCUGGCUGACGAAGUCCUUUCAAUCAACACAGAGCCACGCAGCCUCAGCAUGCAGCGUGAGGAGAUACAGACGGAUGAAACAGCCAAAGAAACACAAAGCCUCACAGAGACAGUCACUAUAACCACCAAAACUGUGAUUAUUACUGACAAAAGCCAAGAAGACAAUGCAGAUCCAUGGAGCUCACAUAUAAAGUCCACAGUUACUGAAUCAAGCUCGGCUGAUCCAUUUGAUCCAUAUCCGAUAGGGACCACAUCCUCUAACAGCUCCUCUGACCUGCUACAGCCUCUGUCUGAUAUUUCCAGCAACAGGAAUGCGUUGGAACCCCUUGCAGACGACGUCAUCCCCAUCAACACUGACACCCCAAGUCUCAUCACUCACCGGUCAUGGGCACGCACAUGGGAAACCGAUCCACCUCAGCAGGAUAACACAGAAGAGAGCCAAGAAGCUUUACCAGGAGGCCAAACUGUAGAUCAACAGACGCUGGUCAAGUUUGAGAGAAAGUCCAUUGAGAAUGACUCCCCAUGGGACAGAUGGACGUCACCCACUGUUUAUACUGUCACUACCACUACAAGAGAAGAGGAAGAGGAGGAGGAGGAGGAGAAGGAGGAGAAGGAGGAGGAGAAGGAAAGCACGGAGUAUACACAGACAGAGACCGUCACAACCAUCACCACUAUCAGGGAUAUACACAGUGAUCAACAGCCCGCUAUGGAUCGUUAUGAAUCCUAUUCCAGGACCUUGACAGAAGAAGACCAGCGUGUCCAAACACCAGAACCUGAGGCCAAAAGGGGGUUUGUGUACCUGAAGGAGUAUGUCAAUGCAUCAGAGCAGUCCUUGCAUAAUGCCAGAGACACAACCGAUAGUGGGUCAGAUUAUUUGACAUCCAGCUCCACCAGUUACUCCUACAGCAGCCCCUCCUCUUACUCCAGUGGCCUGAUGUCAUCCGCCUGUAACUUCUGCGGAGAGCCGGUGGGUAAUGAUGCCAAGAUCACCAUCGAGCACCUCAAUAUCAAUUGCCACCCAGACUGCUUCAAGUGUGGUGUGUGUAGUAAGCCAAUGGGAGAUCUUCUCGACAGUAUGUUCCUACAUGGUGGGAAAGUCCACUGCGAGACCUGCUACAACAACGCCUUGGACUGAUUAUCAAAGCCCUUCUGCAUCCGCUUAUCCUCAUCCACUUCCCUUCAUGUUCAUUUGCAUAUAAAGUGAGAACUCACAUCUUUCUCAUACAUUUUGCUGUGUUUGGUUUGAACUCAGGAAUGAUGUGGUUUAGGAUGAUAAAAAAGGCUGUUAUAGUGAACAAUAUGACUAUUUAAUGUUGAUUCUUACAUUAGGUUCCAUUUCUCAAACAUGUUAUACAAGCUUGUUUUUUUCUUUUCUGGUGGUGUAAGCUGUAUCUGCCUCAGUAAACUAUGAAGGAUUUGUUUUAUCAACAGUCUGAUACUGGCUAGUGGGGAACAAAAAUAAAAUGUAGCCACAGUCGUAAUGCAAAAAAAUGACUAUCACAAAAUGUUUACUUCUUUUUCUUUUCUUGAUACAAAAUAGUGUGUUCAUAUGUAUAAUGCUUUGUUAAAAAAAAAAAAAAAAAGAUUUACAUAAUCCUGUAAACAUGUGAUGCAAAGUCAGUGUGCUAGCAGA
Anoplopoma fimbria (sablefish) is the source of this 3359-nucleotide messenger RNA. RefSeq names its product zinc finger protein 185-like. Bases 258 to 2861 code for a protein of 867 amino acids. The transcript is spliced from 34 exons. NCBI's taxonomy places the organism in Eukaryota, Metazoa, Chordata, Actinopteri, Perciformes, Anoplopomatidae. The record is from RefSeq and is a predicted model, not a curated record.